GUCUUUAUGCUGUGUGCGGGAAAAAGCUUCUGAGUUCUGACUCAACUUGAGAGCCAAAUGCGUACAGAAAUUUCCAACCCUAUUCUUAGGAUCCCAACAAACAAAGACAAUUUCACCCUUUUUCUUCACACCAAAUAUUCCAAAUCCCCAACAUUAUGAUUAUAGUCCCUAAACGUAGCUAUUACGUUCCUUUUCAUAUCCCCAUUUCCACAAACACAAAACCUUCACACUCAAGCCACAGCCUCAAAAAAACACCCUUUUUCUAUUUCACUAUUUUAUUGCCAAAGUUUCAAUCUUUAUAACCACAUUCAACAUUUCACACCACAAAACCGUUCUCUUUUCUGAAAAUCCAUGGCUUCUGCUGCAAAUUUCAACUUUGAAAUCACCCAAAACAACAUGAUCACUCAACACCCUCAUUGGUAUUCAUCAAAAACUGGAAUUUACAACAGUAUACAUACUCCUAGAAAUCUUCCAACUGACCCUUUUCUUGACAUUGUUUCCUUCAUUUUUUCACACUCUCAUGAUGGGGUUUUAGCCCUUAUUGAUUCUUCAUCUGGGUCUUCCAUUUCUUACUCAAAGUUGUUACCUUUAGUCAAAUCCAUGGCUUCUGCUUUACACAAAAUGGGUGUUUCACAAGGUGAUGUUGUUUUGCUUCUACUUCCAAAUUCAAUUUAUUACCCUGUUAUACUAUUGGCUGUUCUGUAUUUAGGUGCUGUUUUUACACCAUUGAAUCCUCUUAGUAGUGUUGGCGAAAUUCGUAAACAGGUUCAAGAGUGUGGUGUGAGUUUUGCUUUUACUAUACCUGAAAAUGUCAAGAAACUAGAGCUAUUAGGUGGCAUUAAUCCCAUUAUUGCUGUGCCAGAAAAUGAGAAGGAUUUGAGGAAUGACGGUUUCUCAAGUUUCUUUAACCUUCUUUAUGGUAAAUUUGAUUUGCCUCAAAGGGUAGUUAUUAAACAGGAAGAUACUGCUGGUAUAUUGUAUUCAUCUGGGACUACAGGUGUGAGUAAAGGAGUUGUUUUAACUCAUAGAAAUCUUAUUUCUAUGGUUGAGCUUUUUGUGAGAUUUGAAGCUUCUCAAUAUGAUUACUCUUGUUCCAAGAGUGUGUUUCUAGCUGUUUUGCCAAUGUUUCAUGUGUAUGGUUUAUCGCUCUUUGCUGCGGGAUUGUUGUCGUUGGGCUCUACAGUCAUUGUAAUGAGGAAAUUUGACAUUGACGAGGUUAUUAGGGUGAUUGACAAAUAUAAUGUUACACACUUUCCUGUUGUUCCACCGAUGUUGUCGGCAUUGACAAUGAAGGCAAAGGGUGUUAAUGGAAUUAAGUUGCAGAGUUUGAGACAGGUCUCUUGCGGUGCAGCGCCUUUGAGCAUAGGAGUUAUUAGUAGUUUUGUCCAUGCUUUCCCUAACGUUGAUUUUAUACAGGGUUAUGGAAUGACCGAGUCGACUGCAGUGGGAACACGUGGCUUCAAUACUGAAAAGUUUCACAACUAUUCGUCAAUAGGGUUGUUGGCUCCAAACACGGAGGCAAAAGUGGUAGACUGGAACAAUGGUACUUUUUUGCCCCCAGGCAGCUGCGGUGAGCUUUGGUUGAGAGGGCCUUCUAUUAUGAGAGGAUACUUGAAUAAUGAGGAAGCUACUAUAUCAACAAUUGAUAAAGAUGGUUGGCUACAUACAGGAGAUAUUGUUUAUUUUGAUCAGGAUGGAUAUUUACAUCUGGCUGACCGCUUGAAAGACAUUAUCAAAUACAAGGGAUUUCAGAUUGCUCCUGCUGAUUUAGAAGCCGUGUUAAUUUUGCAUCCUGAAAUAAUUGAUGCAGCUGUUACAGCUGCCGAAGAUGAAGAAAUUGGGGAAAUUCCAGUGGCGUUUGUUGUCAAGAAGGUUGGAAGUGUACUUUCUCCGAAGGAUGUGGUCAAUUAUGUUGCUGAGCAGGUUGCUCCAUACAAGAAAGUCCGGAAGGUGUUCUUCACCGACAAGAUACCAAGGUCUCCGACUGGGAAGAUCCUCCGAAAGCAACUCAGGCACUGCUUGACUUCUAAACUCUAAGGCAUUUUUUUAAUGCAUGAUACUGGAAAAUUACCAAAGAAAGACAAUACAUGGCGGGUUACCAUAACAUGAAAUUGGUGGACUGUGAUUUUUUUAGUACAUGCAUCAUGAGUACAUCUUUUUAAAGGAAAGAAGAACAUUGUGUCUAAAUAUUAAGAUACCAAAAUUUCUAUUCUGCACAUUUUAUUUAUACUUAUCAAUGACAGAGACUAUAGAAAGUUCAAAAACCAGAAGGAAAAAAAACCAUCAGUUACUCUGCCCUGUACACCUUUAGUCAGUUAUAGUAAGAGAUCCUUGUAAAUGCACUAGAGAAAUUACUUUUGAACUCUUGAUGCAUGGAAGCUCACAAGAAUAGUUAUGUGUAAAAUUAUAAACACAACAAUAUUAUUUGUGCCUGUUGUGUCAUACUUUUCAAUUCAGUGGUUAAGAUUUUUGGUGGUGUAAGGUGCUUUCACUUGAAAUCUUUGACAAUGUUAUUAUUA
This is a messenger RNA of Medicago truncatula (barrel medic), 2519 nucleotides long. Its product is annotated as 4-coumarate--CoA ligase-like 6. Gene Ontology annotation, cellular component: peroxisome. The transcript is spliced from 6 exons. NCBI's taxonomy places the organism in Eukaryota, Viridiplantae, Streptophyta, Magnoliopsida, Fabales, Fabaceae. Gene Ontology annotation, molecular function: CoA-ligase activity. The coding region runs from base 352 to 2037 and encodes 561 amino acids. Gene Ontology annotation, biological process: ubiquinone biosynthetic process. The record is from RefSeq and is a predicted model, not a curated record.